Molecule: messenger RNA, 579 nt
Organism: Diorhabda sublineata
Lineage: Eukaryota; Metazoa; Arthropoda; Insecta; Coleoptera; Chrysomelidae
Gene: RpL24
Product: 60S ribosomal protein L24
Exons: 4
Coding region: 78-542 (154 amino acids)
Biological process (GO): cytoplasmic translation
Cellular component (GO): cytosolic large ribosomal subunit
Molecular function (GO): structural constituent of ribosome; mRNA binding
Source: RefSeq, a predicted model, not a curated record
CAAAACGCCAAUUGUCAUUUAUACAUCGUCAACCUUUUUAGUGUCAUCUGUCACUUGUGUUAUAUUACAAUUUCAAAAUGAAGAUCGGACUGUGUGCAUACAGUGGGUACAAAAUUUACCCUGGCCACGGUAAAACAAUGGUUAAAGUUGAUGGAAAGACAUUCACUUUCCUCAAUUCUAAAUGUGAACGAGCACAUUUAAUGAAAAGGAAUCCUCGUAAAGUAACAUGGACUGUAUUGUACAGACGUAAACAUAAAAAAGGUCAAGAAGAAGAGGCUACCAAAAAACGAACCAGAAGGACCCAAAAGUUCCAGAGGGCUAUCGUUGGAGCUUCUUUAAAUGAUAUAAUGGCUAAAAGGAAUCAGAGACCUGAAGUCAGAAAAGCUCAGAGAGAACAAGCUAUACGUGCUGCAAAGGAACAGAAGAAGGGCACGAAAGCUGGUAAGAAACCAGCGGCACCUGCUAAAGCUAAGCCUGCCCCUAAACAAAAAGUUAACAAAAAUAUUCCUAAAGCUGCUCCAAGGGUAGGGGGAAAACGUUAAAGCUUUGUUGUCAAUAAGUAAUAAAUAAUUUUUCAAA